Messenger RNA from Vigna radiata var. radiata (mung bean), 1966 nucleotides. RefSeq names its product protein AAR2 homolog. The record is from RefSeq and is a predicted model, not a curated record. Lineage: Eukaryota; Viridiplantae; Streptophyta; Magnoliopsida; Fabales; Fabaceae. The coding region runs from base 1 to 921 and encodes 306 amino acids. Gene Ontology annotation, biological process: spliceosomal tri-snRNP complex assembly. The transcript is spliced from 11 exons.
AUGGGGGACUUCCAUCAAUACAACAGGAGAUUGGCUGCUCUGAAGGAACUCGUGCUGGUGCAACUUGACACAGCUAGAGAACGCAUAGAACAGAACGAGGAAGAAAGAUACAGUCAAGCUGUUAAAAAUUUGGAAUUUGACGGACAACUCGGGCCUUACAAUCUAAGCCAUUAUGAAGAUUGGAAACGGUUAUCUAAUUUUAUCACAAAAAAUGUCAUUGAACGGCUUGAGCCAAUUGGAGGUGAAAUCACUGUUGAAUCUGAAAAUGAGAUUGUUAGAAACUCUACUAAAAUCCCAAUGGAAGAAGCACCAGAGAAGCAGUUGAAGGUUGGCAAUUCUGCAUCAUCUGUUGGCAAGUCUCAGAGGAAAGGAUGUUAUUAUACUUCAAUUCCACGUGUUGUUAAAUGCAAGGGUAUUAGUGGGCAGGAACUUACUUCUUUAAAUCUUGACAAGACACAAUUGAUAGAAACUUUACUGGCAAAAGAUUAUGGCGGUUCUGAAGACAUGCUUCUUGGAGAACUGCAGUUUACAUUUGUUGUCUUUUUGAUGGGUCAAUCGCUAGAAGCAUUUCUCCAAUGGAAGUCAUUAGUUAGCCUUUUGUUUGGCUGCACUGAAGCACCUUUCCGCACACGAACUCAACUAUUUACAAAGAUCAUCAAAGUCAUCCAUAAUCAACUAAAAUUUGGACUACAGAAAGAUCACAUGGGUGAAACAGGAUCAGCACUGUUGGAUGAUUCUUUGAUUUCCGCUGAUAGCUUUUUGCACCAUGUUUGCAAGACAAGGAAAUUUAAGGAGCUGUUGGAGAGUAGUCUAGGGUGGGAGUUUCAGCUUGGCAGUGCUGUUGAUGGGAUAUAUUUUGAGGAAAAUGAUGAGUAUGCUCCUGUAGUUGAGAUGCUGGAUGAUGAAGCUGUAGUAAGUUAAAAAUGUGGAUAAUGUCUUCACUAUGCUAUAACAGAUAGUAAAUCAUGAAUGCCCUAGCACUUUGCACUGCCCUUUGGCCUACUCACUCUCACAGCCAUACCCUUCUCUUAGAUUGUACAGUAAGGCAUACCAAAGCUCCACCUUUGCAAACUAACUAUAAGAUCAUGUUACUGUAUUUCAAAUUUCAAUUGAGUUAAAAGUCAUGUUGGAUCUGAAGUAGAAAUUCAGUAACUUUUCUAUUUCAGUAACUUUGAUGCAGAUUGAUUUUCCAGAGCUGCUCAUAUUUUGUAUUUUUCUAGCUUUCAUAGAUUAGGACAUGCGUAGGAAACUUGUGGAUUUAUUUUGACUUGUUUGAGGAGUUGCUGAGUGGAGGAGUAUUGGCCUUUGCAAUUGAGACAGCGAGUUCUUUCAUUUUUCCGAAAUAAUGGGGGACUUCCAUCAAUACAACAGGAGAUUGGCUGCUCUGAAGGAACUCGUGCUGGUGCAACUUGACACAGCUAGAGAACGCAUAGAACAGAACGAGGUCCUAUCAGGAGUACAAAACAGUAGAUAUUGCCUAUAAAAAUCUGCUCAAACAUGCAGUUGUUCUGCCACCACCACCUCCCGUUCAGCCCGAGAACAUUCAAGACCCUCCCGUUUAGCCGGAGAAUAUUCAAGAACCGCCACAUUAAGUAGCUAGUGAUGUACCCUUGGAGUGAGCAUUGGAGAACGAAGAAGACACAACUUCCAGUUCUUAGGAUCUUUUCUAGCUUUUGUUUUGUCAUGUUCUAUAUUUUUGGAAACACUCUUUAGGCAUCCUUAAAUCUUUAGUUGGUCAUGUAUUUUGGAGAAUUAUUAAACUUAUAUCAAAUAUUAAAUUUCAGCCAUAUUUUGGAUGACUGUAUGCUUAAUACUGUCCUUUAUUAACUCUUAACUGCUUUCUCGUACUAUAAUAGCUGAAUCCUAUUAUAUGUAUGUCUAUAUAAUAUUUGGGAUGUCACAUUAUAAACUAGUUACUUCCUCAAUCCAACAUUUAUCUCUCAAACUCACCCAUCAAAACCUCUAC